Molecule: messenger RNA, 2154 nt
Organism: Vigna radiata var. radiata (mung bean)
Lineage: Eukaryota; Viridiplantae; Streptophyta; Magnoliopsida; Fabales; Fabaceae
Product: amino acid transporter AVT1C
Exons: 13
Coding region: 220-1848 (542 amino acids)
Cellular component (GO): plasma membrane
Source: RefSeq, a predicted model, not a curated record
UAAGGAAAGUUAUGAAAUUUUAACAUAUUAGGGCCUACCCACGUUAAGUUUUCGCGUGUAUGUUAUUUUUGAGUUUUGUUUUGGACCAAUUGAGAUAGACCCAGAUUUUGAAAUCUGCGAGUUACGUUGAGGUAACGAAUCUGAAGCCUAAGAAUAUAUCUGGUUAAUUCUGCAUGUGCUAUCUUAUGGGCGAGAAAGUGAAGUGAAGAUUGAAGAGAGAUGAAGAACUCUGGUUUGGAAAGUGGAAUGUUCAUUGACAGUGAUGAAGAUGUGGAGAAUGAUCAGCAUAAAUAUUUGAAUGAUGGAAACGAUUCGGAUUGUUCGAAUUACUCCAAUGAAAACCAUUCAAUGAGGAAACCCAGCAACUUCAACAUGGCAUGGCCUCAAAGUUACAGGCAAUCCAUUGAUCUAUAUGGUAGUGUACCAUCACCAAAUAUUGGAUUUCUGGGGACCACAUCCCUGUCAAGAUUAGGAAGUUCUUUUAUUUCUUCAUCUUUGACAAAGAGGCAAACUCUUGAAAUAUUACAACCAGAGAAAAAACCACUCUUGCAACCCACAGAAGAGGAGCAACUGCGACAUACCUUGCUUCCUUCACAGCUAUCUAGAAAGUCUUCCAUUAGGAAAGAUCCUUCCAAGGUUUCUCAUGAAGUUCACAUACCUGGCCAAUGCACUUUUGGACAAGCUGUGCUUAAUGGCAUAAAUGCCCUUUGUGGAAUAGGAAUCCUUUCAACCCCUUAUGCUGUUAAAGAAGGUGGAUGGGUUGGUCUUUCUAUAUUGUUAUUGUAUGCACUUUUUUCCUAUUACACUGGUUUGCUUCUGCGUUACUGCUUGGAUAGUUCACCUGGUCUUGAGACAUACCCUGACAUUGGCCAAGCAGCUUUUGGUACUAUUGGACGUGUCAUCAUAUCUAUAAUAUUAUACAUGGAACUAUAUGCUUGUUGCAUUGAGUACAUAAUUGUGGAGAGUGACAACUUAUCGACAUUAUUUCCAAAUGCACACAUUACUUUGGGUGGAAUUGAAGUGAAUGCACACAUAUUGUUUGCAAUAUUGACAGCUUUGGCUCUUCUUCCUACUGUUUGGCUUCGUGAUCUACGCAUUCUCAGUUACAUCUCAGCUUGUGGAGUUAUUGCAACGGUUCUAGUGGUUGUAUGCUUGAUCUGGGUUUGCUUGGUAGACAAAGCUGCCAUUGAUCAUAGCCAAGGAACAACGACCUUGAAUCUCGCAACUUUUCCUGUUGCAAUGGGUCUUUAUGGUUACUGCUACGCAGGACAUGCUGUGUUUCCAAAUCUCUACACUGCCAUGGCAAAUCGGAAUCAAUUUCCUGGAGUGCUCUUAGUAUGUUUUGCUAUUUGUACAAGUCUGUAUUGUGCAGUAGCUGUUGUUGGUUACUCAGCAUUUGGAGAAGGAAUACAUUCUCAGUUCACUCUUAACAUGCCCCAACACUUAGUAGCUGCCAAGAUAGCUGUGUGGACUACGGUGGUCAAUCCAUUUACCAAAUAUGCAUUGAGUCUAUCUCCAGUAGCAAUGUGUUUAGAGGAAUUGAUACCACCAAACCACCCCAGCUUCAACAUAUAUUCCAAGCUCAUUAGAACAGCUCUUGUACUUUCUACACUAGCCGUUGGUCUUUCAGUUCCCUUUUUUGGUUUGGUAAUGUCAUUAACUGGAUCUUUACUCACUAUGUUUGUUUCAUUGAUUCUUCCUGCUGCUUGUUUUCUAAGCAUAAGGAGUGGCAGAAUCUCAAGCUUUCAGGUAGCACUUUGUGUUACAAUUAUUAUUGUAGGUGUUGUAUCAAGCUGUUUUGGAUCAUACUCAUCCCUCGCUGAGAUCAUUGAGAAAUUGUUUGGAUAAAGUUUUGCAGUAUAAAUCCUAAACAAUGAGACAUGUAACAACCAAGGUCUAGUGCACUUGUUAUUAUUCUCUAUCGUUUUUUAUUUCUCACCCCAAAUGUUCAGUCAUUUUUCUUCAGCGCAUGAUUUCACAUUUGUUGCUGUCAUAGUGGUUAUUAUUCUGGUUUGUUUCCACAUCAGAAAAGGAAAUUUCGCUCAUGUUUGAUAUAUGGGAAUAGUUAAUCAUAGUGGAAGGCUCAAACCAAAUGGUCAAAGACUGGUUCAGAAUGUAUUUUUCUUCACAGAUAGUGUUAAUGUUUUGAAACAA